UCACAUGCUCAUCAAACCUAUAUUCUGGGGUUGUUUUCUUUAGUUCUCUGCGGAUUUCUAACAAUGGCAGAAGAGUUUGUUCUCUUAAACUUUUUCGCUAGCCCUUUUGGGAUGAGAGUGAAAGUGGCCUUGGCCGAGAAGGGAAUCGAAUACGAACACAAGGACGAGAACCUGUUCGACAAAAGUCCUCUGCUUCUGCUGAUGAACCCAGUCCACAAGAAGAUCCCUGUUUUGAUCCAUAACGGGACACCCAUCUGUGAAUCUCUAAUCAUAGUUCAAUAUAUAGAUGAGAUUUCGAAGGACAAGUCUCCUUUGUUACCCUCUGAUCCUUACCAGUGUGCUCACGCCAGGUUCUGGGGUGAUUUCGUCGACAAGAAGAUUCACCCAACUGGAAGGAAGAUGUUGGCCAGCAAAGGGGAAGAGCAAGAGGCAGGAAAGAAGGAAUUGUUUGAGGGAUUGAAACUGAUGGAAGGAGAGCUCGGAGACAAGCCUUACUUUAAUGGUGAGACCUUUGGUUUUGUGGACCUGAGCUUUGUCCCCUUUAACGUUUGGUUUUACACCUAUGAAAACGUUGGCAAAUUCAGCAUGGAAGCUGAAUUCCCAAAACUAGUUGCUUGGGGGAAAAGAUGCAUGGAAAAGGAAAGUGUGUCCAAGUCUCUCGCCGAUCCACACAAGAUUUAUAACUUCGUUAUGGAACGAAGGAAGAUAAUGGGACUAGAGUAAAGGAGAUUAUUAUGGAUACAGCAAUGAGGUCUCAUACAAAAGAUUUGAGGAGUUCCCAACUGAUAAAGCUUUCCUUGGUUU
Messenger RNA from Telopea speciosissima, 804 nucleotides. RefSeq names its product glutathione S-transferase U25-like. Lineage: Eukaryota; Viridiplantae; Streptophyta; Magnoliopsida; Proteales; Proteaceae. The record is from RefSeq and is a predicted model, not a curated record. Gene Ontology annotation, biological process: glutathione metabolic process. Gene Ontology annotation, molecular function: glutathione transferase activity. The transcript has 2 exons. Gene Ontology annotation, cellular component: cytoplasm. The coding region runs from base 64 to 723 and encodes 219 amino acids.